Monoraphidium neglectum is the source of this 1644-nucleotide messenger RNA. RefSeq lists its product as hypothetical. The transcript is spliced from 11 exons. Gene Ontology annotation, molecular function: cysteine-type endopeptidase activity. NCBI's taxonomy places the organism in Eukaryota, Viridiplantae, Chlorophyta, Chlorophyceae, Sphaeropleales, Selenastraceae. The record is from RefSeq and is a predicted model, not a curated record. Bases 1 to 1644 code for a protein of 547 amino acids. Gene Ontology annotation, cellular component: lysosome.
AUGGCGCGUUUGAUACUGGUGGCGGUUCUGCUGUGGGCCACCAGCUGGACGGCCCGCGCCCAAGGUCUGCUCGUCUCCAAAAGCGCCGCCUCCCUCGGCGCGUCCGGCACCAUUUUGACCCUCGCCGCGCUGUACGAAAAGUCAGAGGCCUGGAAGUCCGCCUUCCGCCGCAGCCCCGCCUCGGCCUGCUCACAGAACGGCCAGACGCUGUGCUCCGCGGGCUCGUCCCAGGAUGCGGCCGCGUACGGCCAGCUGGUCGUGGCGACGAGCCCGCUGACCUACAGCUCAGCCAGCCCGUCCGACACCGGCGGCCUCGACCUGAUCCCCUCCGCUCGCGACCAGCGCCCCUGCGCCGCCUGCACCGGCUUCGCGGUCGCGUCCGCGGCGCAGGCCGCGAUCGCGGCGGCCGCGCGCGUCAACGCGUCGGCGGUCGAGCCGCUGUCGCCGUCGGACCUGCUGUACUGCUCCCCUGGGGCCCCCACGUCGUGCUCUGCGGGGUGGACCCUAAUCGACGUCCUGAAGCAGCUGACCGAGCGCCGCAUCGCGCCGGAGGCGUGCCAGCCCUACGACCCGCCCUCCAUCGACGGCGACAAGCCCGCGUCGUGCGGCCUCGACUGCAAGGCCCCUGAGGCGCUGCAGAGCAAGGUGCUGGCCACUCAGGGAACGUUUGCCUACCAGAGCCUGAGCGACGAGUGGUCCAUCUGUCAGCACAUUCGUGACUACGGCGCUGUGGUGUCGCGGUUCGACAUCAUGUCAGACUUCAAGGCUUUCUUCAGCGACCCCUCCAAGGCAAACGCCAUUUAUCGUGCGAAGCCGGGCGCCACGCUGGCAGAGACGCACCCGGUGCCGCUGGCGGGCGACGCGUUCGAUGCAUCACAACAGCGAGCGGCGCGGGACGGGGGCCCUGGGCGGCCGCGUGGCCGCGGCGGGCUGGUCCAGAAUUCUUGGGGCCCGUCCUGGAAUAUCAACGGGCGCUUCAAGGUGGCGUUCAACCAGUGUUCCCUGGCCACGCCGCCCGACCUGUUUGGCAUCACUUGGUCGCCCAACAAGGGAUCACAGAAGGUGUGGCCGCCGCCGGGGCUGGUGCCCAACAAGACUUGCGUCGGCGGGUACACAUACCUGGCCCAGUCGUCGGACUACCUGUCAGGCAUUGCGGAGCGCUACGACGUGAAGCUGCAGCGCCUGCUGCUCGAUAACGUCGCCACCAUCGGCGAUCUUGACCACCCGCUGACCGGCAAGAGGCUGCUGCUCUGCGGGAUACAGUCACCUUUGGAAAAGCUGUCCACGCGAGCCAAGGCCGCUGUCGCCGGCGGCACGUUUGGCGUCUCUUGGGGUGGGGCCUGGUUCUUGAGCAUAUACAACCUCGGGGUGCUGACGGCACUGCGCGACAUGGGGCUCGUCACCAACACCACCAAGAUGAGCGGCGUGGCGCAGCUGACGAUGGGCACCAUGGAGGACGCCCUGCGCGCGGCCAUGAAGCAGUGGAUCAUCCCGCCCGAUGCGUGGAAGCGCUGCCGCGACGUCUGCUACGUGGGGCUCGCGGCGCAGGGCGCAAAGUCCGCCAGCAUGGACCCCAUGGCUGGCGGCCUGCGCUACUUCGACGUCACCGAUUUCACGUGCGCCUGGGAGAUCCGAGAGAUAUGA